AUGGCCGCUGCCAAGCUAGACUGGCUUCUUCCGCCCCUCCUUUGCGGGCUCGCGAUGAUUCUGGCGUCGGGUGUCAAAGGUUUCUGGUGGUGCUUGACGUACCUCUUGCUCUCCACCGCCGCGCUGUUUGUUCUCCACGCUCGAUGGCGCCGCCUUGGCGUCUUCGUGGAGGCCGCCGAUGCAGAAAGGGGCUCAGCCAAGUGGCUCGCCGGAACACGUUUCGUAUGCUGGGGUGUGGCGUUCAUCGGCGUGGGAUUCCCAUAUCACAAGUGGGGAUUCGAGACGUUUACAACCUUCACCCUUUGGACCUGGCUGAACAUGUUCGUUUACUUCUCCCUCGUGCUCUUGAAGAGCCUGUGGGAUCUCGUUAGAGGCACGAAACUGCAGCUUAGCAGCGGUUUGCUGCUCUGGUUCGAAGUCCUCUACGGAAUGGCAUGGCUGGUCGAUGCCAUGUACUGGAUUUUCUUGGUACCCUACGAUGCCAUCAAAGAGGGCAGCGAGGGGCUCGCCCGCCGAACCACGCGCCUGAACAUCUACCUCCACAGCCUCAAUGUCGCACUCAUGAACGUGGAGCUCGCCAACCUCACCUGUGGCGUGAACAUUUACCAUUCGAUCUUCGGGAUCUAUUUCGGUGUAGUUUACAUCGGUUUCAAUUGGAUCGUGCACGAGGUGAAGGGUGGCUGGACCUACUUCUUUCUCGACUUUAACCGAGAUGAUGCAGUACCAUAUCUCCUUCUCCUGCAAGUCGUGGUGGUGCUUUCCUUUGGCCUGGGUGCCCUUCUUUCCCGGUGCAUGGAAUCCCUCCACACAAGGCGCUAUGCGAUGGCCAAGGAUGCAUCACCCGUAUCGGAUCAGGACGAUGCCUUCAGGGGCGUGGAGAUGCAGCCGGAACCUGCCUACUUGGGGGCUUGA
Symbiodinium sp. CCMP2592 is the source of this 912-nucleotide messenger RNA. Lineage: Eukaryota; Dinophyceae; Suessiales; Symbiodiniaceae. The record is from the annotation of a GenBank genome assembly.